AUUUUUUAAUACUUGUCCAGUGGUAAUUAGUGAAAGAUUGAACCUUUUUUAAUUGUUUAGCCAUACUGUUACUACCCUGCUGCUUAUGUUUAUGUUGCUCUAUUUAAAUGCUCCAUUUCCCAUAUAGUUCUUCUUUCUAGUCACACACCUUUUGCCUUACCCUUUUUCAGUUCUUAGAGAGAAGGAGCAUAAGAGGAAGAAAAGAACAACAAACAACACAUAAUAUUGGUCAAGAAGAAUGGGAGACAACAAAGAUCAGGAUUUCUUUUCCCACAAAUUUCCCACAACCUCUCAGGUGGUGGAAGAGAUGAAGGAGCUGUGGGGCAUGGCUCUACCUAUCACAGGUAUGAAUAUGUUGGUGUUUGUGAGGGCAGUGGUUUCUGUUCUCUUCUUGGGUAGGCUUGGAAGCCUAGAGCUAGCAGGUGGUGCACUUUCCAUAGGCUUCACCAACAUAACAGGGUACUCUGUUCUUGUGGGUCUCGCAGCGGGCCUAGAGCCUGUGUGCAGCCAAGCCUAUGGUAGCAAAAACUGGGACCUCCUUUCUCUUUCUCUCCAACGCAUGGUCCUAAUCCUUCUCAUGGCAAUCAUCCCCAUAAGUCUUCUCUGGCUGAACCUUGAGAGGAUCAUGCUGUUCAUGGGCCAGGACAGUGCCAUCACAGGAAUGGCAUCAAUCUACUGUUUCUACUCUCUCCCAGACCUUUUAACAAACACCUUGCUCCAACCAUUAAGGGUUUUUUUGAGGUCCCAAAAGGUGACCAAACCUAUGAUGUAUUGCUCCCUUGUGGCAGUGGUGUUCCAUGUGCCACUGAACUACUUGAUGGUGGUGGUGAUGGAGCUGGGGGUGCCCGGGGUGGCCAUGGCUUCUGUGCUGACCAAUCUGAACAUGGUGGUGCUUAUGGCAGGGUAUGUGUGUGUGUGCAGGAAGAGGGAGGUGGUGCUGAAGUGGGGGUGUGGAGGGGGAGUGGUGGCUGGUUUGUGUUCUGGGUUGGGGCAGUUGAUGGAGUUUGCUGUGCCUAGUUGCCUUAUGAUAUGUUUAGAGUGGUGGUGGUACGAGAUUGUGACUGUGCUUGCUGGGUACUUGCCACGUCCAACACUGGCUGUGGCUGCCACUGGUAUUCUGAUUCAGACAACUAGCAUGAUGUACACUGUCCCCAUGGCACUUGCAGGCUGUGUUUCUGCCAGGGUAGGGAAUGAGCUUGGAGCUGGAAAACCAUACAAGGCAAAGCUAGCAGCAAUGGUUGCAUUAGGAUGUGCAUUUGUGAUAGGCUUCAUCAAUGUGACAUGGACUGUGAUAUUAGGUCAAAGAUGGGCCGGGCUUUUCACCAACGAUGAGCCAGUCAAAGCCUUGGCUGCCUCAGUGAUGCCAAUUAUGGGUCUGUGUGAGCUUGGAAACUGCCCACAGACCACAGGCUGUGGGAUCCUGCGGGGCACGGCCCGGCCUGGUGUGGGGGCCCAUAUAAACCUGGGCUCAUUCUACUUUGUGGGCACUCCGGUGGCGGUUGGCCUGGCAUUUUGGUUCAAGGUUGGGUUCAGUGGGCUUUGGUUUGGGCUUCUGUCAGCCCAGGUGGCAUGUGCAGUGUCCAUCAUGUAUGUUGUGUUGGUGAAGACUGAUUGGGAAGCUGAGGCCCUGAAGGCUGAAAAGCUCACAAGGGUGGAAAUGGGUAGUUGCAAUGGGCUUAGGAACAAGGAUAAUGAGAAAGAUGAGGAAAUGAAGGGGUUGUUGGGGAAUGGAAAUAGGAACAACAAAGGUGACAUUUGCUAGGUAAAAAGAAACCACACCACAGUUAAGGAAUGACAACGGUUAUGACAUUGAGAUUUUGUUUGUUGGGAAGAUCAAUGGAGUUGUAGGCUUGUGAAUGGUUUCUUUAUCAUAAUUUUGAGGAAGGCUUAUCUUGUUUUCCUAAUUUUAAUUUCAUGUGUUUGGAAAACUGAA
Vigna unguiculata (cowpea) is the source of this 1933-nucleotide messenger RNA. Its product is annotated as MATE efflux family protein. Gene Ontology annotation, molecular function: antiporter activity; xenobiotic transmembrane transporter activity. The record is from RefSeq and is a predicted model, not a curated record. Gene Ontology annotation, cellular component: membrane. NCBI's taxonomy places the organism in Eukaryota, Viridiplantae, Streptophyta, Magnoliopsida, Fabales, Fabaceae. Gene Ontology annotation, biological process: xenobiotic detoxification by transmembrane export across the plasma membrane.